Molecule: messenger RNA, 3063 nt
Organism: Panonychus citri (citrus red mite)
Lineage: Eukaryota; Metazoa; Arthropoda; Arachnida; Trombidiformes; Tetranychidae
Exons: 2
Coding region: 330-2537 (735 amino acids)
Source: RefSeq, a predicted model, not a curated record
AAUUCAAAUCUCAAAGAAUAUUAUUACCUGAAAUAGGAAGCAAACUGAAAUUUGACUCUUUUGAUAAGCAAUCAUUUUUUCCUUAUGUCAUAUAUGCAGAUUUUGAAACUCUUUGUUGUCCUAAAAAUUCAGAUUUGAAUCGACAAACUUUUGAAUAUCAAGAACAUAAGCCUUCAGGCUUUGGUUAUGUUAUAGUAAAUUAUAAAAAUGAAAUAACAAACUAUCGAUCUUAUCGAGGAGAAAAGUGCGGAUAUCAUUUCUUGAAGACAUUAAUCAGUGAUGUUAAGACGUUAUUAAGUUUAAUUGCUGAAAGAGAAAGAGAUUUCUAUAUGAGUGAAGAAGAUACUAAAAACUUUGAAAUUACCGAUGUUUGUCAUAUUUGCAACAAAGAAAUAAUUAAAGGAGAAGUUAAAGUAAGGGAUCAUGAUCAUUUUACUGGAAAGUAUAGAGGGGCAGCUCAUUCUCCAUGUAAUCUGAAGAUGGCUACCCCAAAUUACAUACCAGUAGUAUUUCACAACUUGAAAAACUUUGAUUCACACAUAAUCUUAAAAGCAAUAGAGAAAGAAAUGUUUACUAAAGUUAAGAUUAUUCCACAAAAUAUGGAAAAGUAUAUAUCAUUCAAACUUGAUAAUAUUUGUUUUCUUGAUAGUUAUGCUUUUCUUGCUAGUUCUCUAGAUGAGCUUGCAGGAUACUUGAAUGAUGAUUUAAAAAAUUCAUAUCUUUUACAAUUAUUCAACGUCAAAGAUCUAAAUUUUGUCUGCAAGAAAGCUCGAUUACCGUAUGACUAUUUAGACAGCUUUGAUCGAUUCAAUGAAACAUCACUACCACCUAUAUCAGCGUUUUAUAAUAAGUUAAAAUUCGAAAAUCUCGAUCCAAAAAUUUAUCAAAAUAUGUGUGAUCUUUGGCAACAUUUUGAUGUAGUUAACAUCGGACAAUUUCAAGACAUUUAUCAGAAAAUCGAUGUAGUUCUAUUAGCAGCUGUUUUUGAAAAUUUCAGAUCAAUCAGUGUAAACCAAUUUCAGUUAGAUCCAUUACAUUUUUUUUCUUCGCCUGGUCUUACUUGGUCAGCUGCUUUAAAAAAGACAGAUGUCGAAAUUGAUUUACUAACAGAUUUAGACAUGAUAAUGAUGUUUGAAAAGGGUAUUCGAGGAGGUAUUUCUUCAGCAAUGACCAGAUUUACUAAAGCGAAUAUACCAAAUUAUCCUGAUUAUGAUAAAUCACAAGAAAAUAGUUAUAUUACAUACCUAGAUGUUAACAAUUUAUACGGUUUCGCAUUGCAACAGAGUAUGCCUUAUUCAGAUUUUCGUUUUGUUAAAGAAGAAAAUUUUAAACAUUAUUAUCAUAGAUUCGUCACAGAGACUAUAACCCAUGAAAGUGAGGAAGGAACAGUUUUUGAAGUUGAUAUAACAUAUCCAUCAUUUCUACACGAUGAUCAUAAUGACUACCCGCUCGCUCCCGACAAAACAAAAAUUGACGAUAAUUUGUUGAGUGAAACUCAACAUGAAAUUUUAAUUUCAACCGGUAGGAAACGAACAGUAUGUGAAAAGUUGAUUCCAUCUUUUCUAAAAAAGUCCAAAUAUGUUGUACACUAUAAAAAUUUAAAUUAUUAUGUUAAAAAAGGUUUAGUAGUUACAAAGAUUCACCGAAUCAUUUGUUUCAAACAAAAACCCUGGCUUAAAGAUUAUAUUGUUCUUUGUACAAAAAUGAGAAUGCAAUGUUCUUCUCCUUUUGAAAAAAACUUUUGGAAACUCAUGGUUAAUGCAAUAUACGGAAAAUCUAUUGAAGAUGUCAGAAAACAUUCAGAUGUUCGUUUAGAACUUAAUAAAAAUGGUGUUAUGAAACAACUACGCCGUCCUAUGUGCCAACGUUUCUACAUUCUUGAUGAAAAUAAAGCCCUUUUCAAGCUACAUAGAACAAAAUGCUUGUUGAAUAAACCAAUAUACAUAGGUUUUUCGGUCUUAGAUUUUUCUAAGCUCCAUAUGUAUCAACUUCACUAUGAUAUAUUCAAACCAAAAUAUCGUGAUAAAAUAUCUCUUUUAUACACCGAUACCGAUAGUUUCAUAUAUCAUAUAAAAACCGACAAUGUUCAUGUUGAUUUUAUGGAUUUAAAAUGCAUAUUCGACUUUUGUGACUAUCCAAAAAAUCAUAUUUCCAAUUUAUACAAUGAAUGUAAUAAAAAAAAACUCGGAUAUCUAAAAGACGAAAUGAAUGGUAAACAUAUUCUAGAGUUUAUUGCACUUAAGCCUAAAGUAUAUGGAAUUAUUUCAGAAGACAAUAUCAAAAAAACAGCCAAAGGGGUACAGAGGAGUGUGUUAAAAGACAAAAUCACUCUUGAUGAUUAUAAAGAAUCACUUUUUGAUCAUAAACUAUUCUUCUUCGACAUGCGAUACAUUCGUAGUCAACAACAUGAUAUAUCAUCUAUUCAAAGCAACAAACUAGCCUUGAAUCCCUUCGAUGAUAAACGUUAUUUGAAACCAGAUGGCGUUACAACAUAUGCAUUUGGACAUCAUGCAAUUCACCGUGAAUCCAAUAAAUGACGGUAAAAACUAGUAAAUAUCGCCUCUGUUUGGAAUCUGCAUCAUCCUGUUAAAAUUGAGGGAAAAUCCGGUAAAAAAAAAAAAUUUAAUGCUGAUAUCAUAAGAGAUGGUAAAAAGAGACUUCUUGUUUUCGGAUCUGGAAAAAUUAUUGCGACAGGAUUUAAAACUAUCAGGGACGCGGGAACCUUUAUCAACAAUAUCUACCCAGAAGCAAUAUUUGAAAAAAUAUCAGGAUCUUGUGCGGUUAUAAAAUUUGAUAAAAUAAUAAAAGCUUCAGAAAUAUUCAAAAGUGAUCUGAAAGUUUCAUAUGAGCCUGAGUUAUUUCCUGCUAUAAUGUGGAAAGAAAAUGGUACAGCAUUCAAUUAUUUCCAUAAAGGCUCUUUAGUAAUAACUGGAGCGAAAAGUUAUUCACAGCUAAAUAAAUCAUUAGAUCUUUUUUGUAAACGUUUUUGCUUUGAAAAAGAAAAAGCGCUAGAAAAUACAACUGUAUAAGAAAAAAAAUUAAAAAUUAAUAAAAGUAUUUUAA